UUCUCAGAAAUGAAGAGAGGAAAAAAGAAUGCUUCUCUUAUUCUUUGCCCUGGUCUGGAGCUACGGGGGCUUUAAGUAUGAGUGUGUUUGUGUAAGAGGAUUGGGUUGGGGGCCUUCUGACUGCCAUUGAUCCAUCCAUCCACCCCAUUUACUCAUUUGGUAAAUCUUUAUUGAGUUAAUGUACUGUGUUCUGGGCACCCUAUAAAGGGACAUAAUUGUCUCCAUCUCUUCAGUUGUUUCUCCCAUGUCUGGCAGUGUGUUUGGCAUUCAUACCCUCUUCUCUUAAACAGAGGUGACAGCUAAAAGAGUAAAGCCUAGUAUGGACAGAAGGAAGGAGAGUGACUGGGGUAGUGACUGAGUGGAGGCACGAAGGAGCUGUGUUUUCUCAAAUCAUUCAGGGUGCAUUUUGCUCUCCUCAUGGGCAAGGAUUUAUCCAUCUUUAGAUCUAAGAGGAGGUGAGGAUGGAACAUAACAGGUGACUGGCAGACUGCCCUGGGCCCAAGGCUCUACCUUGGGUACCAGUGACAAUUCUAGAGCAGAGUGUUUCAACCUCCAACACAGAAACUGAAUCCUGGACUGGCUACCAAGGGAUCAUGCCAGCUGCUGGCUCUGAAGUUGGCUUUGGCUCUGAGCUCGAUCUGUGGAAGUUGGGGCCCAGGCCCCUGGCUCCUGGCUCAGCAGCUUGUAUUGAUCUCCCAGCCUCUUUUGUCUCCUCCUCCCCAGUGGAAGCCUCUCCCCCUCUGCCUCUCAGCCUCUUCCGCUUUCCUCUUCAGCUUCUAAUGAACUGAAAUCUCCCAGAGCCGCCAAGGCUCUGGUAGUUUCACAGAACUGUCCUUGCUAUUCCUGCAUCUGCCCGGUCAAGGGUAUCUUUGCCUGAGGUCGGAUGGAUGCUAUUAGUGCCAAUGAUAUGAUUGCAUAGCAACACAGAGCGGCUCCGAAAGAGGGGAGGAGGGGCAGGAGAAGGAGGACAGGGAGGUGGGAGAGACGGAGGGAGAGUGUGCAUACAGCAGCUGUCGGCAUUCCUGUCUCAGGGACUUCUUUGCUGAUUCACAGAAGCAGCCCAGCUCCAGCCACCCAGCUCCCAGUUGCCGCCUGAUCCUCAGACCUGCCGGAAUCAGAAGGUGCUUAUGCUCAACAGUUGACGUACUGCCUGUCCCCACCCACCCCCAUGAGCCUCGGUUCUGAUGCAACCUAUGGUCAUGCAGGGAUGCCCUUACACCCUCCCACGAUGUCAUAAGUGGCGGGCAGCUGACAAUUUCCAUCAUAGCCGCAGCCUCCGAAGCACCUGCCCCCAGCCUCAGGUUAGAGCUGCUGCCGCCACCCCUGCGCCUCCUCACAAUGGUGCUGGGGUACCCUGCCUAAGUCCAAAGCUAUUCAACGGGUCUGUUGUUGCCGCCAGAACCCUGGAACCACCAGCCAUGAAUCUGUGUUGGAAUGAAAUAAAAAAGAAGUCUCACAAUCUCCGUGCCCGGCUAGAGGCCUUCUCAGACCACAGUGGAAAGCUUCAGCUCCCUCUCCAAGAGAUAAUUGACUGGCUCAGCCAAAAGGAUGAGGAAUUGUCAGCUCAGCUGCCCCUACAAGGGGAUGUGGUCCUGGUUCAACAGGAGAAGGAGACACAUGCGGCCUUUAUGGAAGAUGUCAAGUCUCGAGGCCCCUAUAUUUACUCUGUGCUGGAGUCAGCUCAGGCCUUCCUGUCCCAGCACCCAUUUGAUGAAUUAGAGGAGCCUCGUUCUGAGAGCAAAGAUACCUCUCCUAGACAGCGGAUCCAGAAUCUUAGCCGCUUUGUGUGGAAGCAGGCAACAGUGGCCAGUGAACUCUGGGAGAAGUUGACAGCCCGCUGCGUGGACCAGCACCGCCACAUUGAGCGCACUCUGGAGCAGCUGUUGGAGAUCCAAGGGGCAAUGGAGGAAUUAAAUGCAACUCUGACCCAGGCCGAGGGAGUCCGAGCCACUUGGGAGCCCAUCGGGGAUCUCUUCAUUGAUUCACUUCCCGAGCAUAUCCAGGCUCUUAAGCUAUUCAAGGAAGAAUUCUCCCCCAUGAAAGAUGGAGUGAAGUUAGUAAAUGAUCUGGCCCAUCAACUGGCCAUUUCUGAUGUGCACUUGUCAAUGGAGAACUCCCGGGCUUUGGAGCAAAUCAACAUCCGGUGGAAACAGCUACAGGUGUCAGUUGGCGAGAGGCUUAAGCAGCUUCAGGAUGCUCACCGGGACUUUGGGCCUGGGUCACAACACUUCCUCUCCUCCUCUGUUCAGGUUCCCUGGGAAAGAGCAAUUUCACCCAAUAAAGUUCCCUACUACAUCAACCACCAGGCUCAAACCACAUGCUGGGACCAUCCCAAGAUGACCGAGUUAUACCAAACUCUAGCUGAUUUGAACAACAUUAAGUUCUCAGCUUACCGUACUGCCAUGAAGCUACGCAGAGUCCAGAAGGCACUGCGCUUGGACCUGGUAACUUUAACCACAGCCCUGGAGAUCUUCAAUGAGCAUGAUCUGCAGGCCAGUGAGCAUGUGAUGGAUGUGGUGGAGGUCAUUCACUGUCUGACUGCCUUAUAUGAACGGCUGGAGGAGGAAAGAGGCAUCCUGGUCAAUGUGCCACUCUGUGUGGACAUGAGUCUCAACUGGCUCCUCAAUGUUUUUGAUAGUGGUCGCAGUGGAAAGAUGCGGGCAUUGUCCUUUAAGACUGGCAUUGCCUGCCUGUGUGGCACGGAAGUGAAGGAAAAACUGCAGUACCUCUUCAGCCAAGUGGCCAACUCGGGCAGCCAGUGUGACCAACGCCAUCUUGGUGUCCUGCUUCAUGAGGCCAUCCAGGUGCCCCGUCAGCUGGGGGAAGUGGCAGCCUUUGGUGGCAGCAACGUGGAGCCCAGUGUCCGUAGUUGCUUCCGUUUUAGUACUGGGAAGCCAGUCAUUGAAGCUUCACAGUUCCUGGAAUGGGUCAACUUGGAGCCCCAAUCCAUGGUGUGGCUGGCUGUUCUGCAUCGGGUCACCAUUGCUGAACAAGUAAAGCAUCAGACCAAGUGCUCUAUCUGUAGGCAGUGCCCCAUCAAGGGCUUCAGGUACCGGAGUCUGAAACAGUUUAACGUGGACAUCUGCCAGACCUGCUUCCUGACUGGCAGGGCCAGCAAGGGCAACAAACUUCAUUACCCCAUCAUGGAGUAUUACACCCCGACCACAUCCAGUGAGAACAUGAGGGACUUUGCCACUACCUUAAAGAACAAAUUCCGCUCAAAGCAUUAUUUCAGCAAACACCCUCAGCGAGGUUAUCUGCCUGUUCAAUCGGUGCUGGAGGCUGACUACAGUGAGACGCCAGCUUCUUCCCCGAUGUUGCCACACGCUGACACACACUCCCGAAUUGAGCAUUUUGCCAGCAGGCUUGCUGAGAUGGAAAGUCAAAAUUGCUCCUUCUUUAAUGACAGCCUGUCCCCCGAUGACAGCAUAGAUGAGGACCAGUACCUGCUACGGCACUCCAGCCCCGUUACAGACCGGGAGCCGGCCUUCAGACAGCAGGCUUCGCACAACAUGGCCACAGGGAGCAAAGGGGAGCUUGAGAAGAUCCUAGCCCACCUAGAGGAUGAGAACCGGAUUCUCCAGGGAGAGCUGAGGCGCCUGAAGUGGCAGCAUGAAGAGGCCACUGAGGUACCCGCCCUGACUGAGGGCUCUGCCGAGGUGGCGCAGGGCCACUGCAAUGAGGAGCUUCUGGCUGAGGCCCGGAUCCUUCGGCAGCACAAGAGCCGCCUGGAGACGCGCAUGCAGAUUCUUGAAGACCACAACAAGCAACUGGAGUCCCAGCUGCAGCGCUUAAGGGAGCUGCUCCUACAGCCACCUAUUGAAUCCAAUGGCAAUGGCUCUGCAGGCUCGUCUCUGGCUUCCUCUCCACAGCAGUCAGAAGGCAGUCACCCCCAAGAGAAAGGACAAACUACUCCAGACACUGAAGCUGCAGAUGAUGUGGGACUGAAGAGCCAAGAUGUCAGCCUCUGCUUGGAGGACAUCAUGGAGAAGCUCCGCCAUGCCUUCCCCAGUGUACGAAGUUCUGAUGUGACUGCCAACACACUGCUGGCCUCUUGAGGGAACCAGAGCCCCAUCCUAUAGUCCAUGGUCCUCUCCUGGUCUGGCCAAAGGCUUCCCUCAGACUUCACCCAACCUUCCCAGUCCCCGCUGGCCCCACUCUCCUCAGCUGGAGUUAUUUGUGCUCGGGGCAGCAGCAGAGAUUUGGUGGUAUGCGAGGUGGGGGUAGAGGGGCUAGGGGAGGGAGAGGCAUGAUUCCUCUGAUUCUAGAAAUGUGCCCUUUACUUCAAGUUUGAGGUCAGUUCCUUCAGUACGCUUCUGUUGCAGCCCAGGCUGAUGGCACUUGGAAGCCAUUCAGAUGGGUUGCCUUGUGAAGCAGUGCCCAUUGGUCCCUUUCCAUUCUCCAUGGAAUGAUGGAGAUGGAGGGCACCUAAUGACCCCAAGGCUCCAGCACUAUGAAUACACAGAACUUAGCCCUACUCUCUGACCCAACACAAGGGAAGUGAAGGGGUAGCCUGAAGACACUCCCACCCCCCAAAGUACCCCUGAAAAAUCUGGGCAAUGUGUGUCAUGUAACUUCAGCUUGAGAGUAUAGCUCUAGUCCUCCUGAUGCUACCUAGAUGUUGUUUCCUCUGUGAAUAUCUUCAGUUUCUUCUGCCUCAGUCCCUGGCAGACCUUUCUCAAGGGGAAACAGUUCAUUCAGGUUCCUAUUUUCACCUUACUUUGGGAAACAGUAAAGAAAUAUGUAGGGGCUUAGAUAUUUUCCCCGGAUCCUCCUCUUUCCUGAAAGGCUCAGCGUCCUGAGAGACCAACUCUUCUGAGUCGGCCCUCACAGCCCUGGGGGAGGGCUGGCAGCUUCUCAGCAAGGGGGUCUUCUCCUUGGGUGAGGAAAGGAAAGCCCUCCUCUAAACCAGAGGAGUGUGACUGUCCCACACCCUUGACAGAUGUGACCCUUCUUUCUCUUAAGUUAAAUCAGAUGAGGUGGCUGAUAUCCCUCAGCUAAUCAGAAGGCAGAUGCAACAGUCCACCCUGAAUAGCAGCCCUUUCCUAGGGUCCACAGGCUUCAGAUCAGCAAGUUGGCCACUUUCCACACAGACAACAGCAAGGCCUUCCUUUGCAUAAAGCCUUUCUUUCUAACUCUGGAAAAUGAACCCAAUCCUCAAAUUUCUUAGACAGAUUUCUGGAUAAAUCUGCCUAGGCAAUUUUAUCUAACUUUUCCUAGGCAACACAUACCAUGAUCCCUUUAUCCAGAAACUAUUCAGAGUAGAUAAUGGGAGGGGGGAGCAUCGGGGGAGCAGGCUUGGGAACUUUGAACAGAGUCAGGUCUCAUUUAGGCAGAUUUCUGUCAAAAGGAACUUUAUAACUUAGAAUCCUGCAACUGACUUAGUUUGCCUAAGUUUAUAUAGAUACUUAGCUAUCCUUCAUAUCUACUGUACAUCAGUACUACCCCAGCCUCACUUACACAUUAAAUUCUAAUACCUCUUGAAGUAUUAAUGUUCUGCCUUGCUCUUUGUUAGUCCCUGCCUCUGGAUGGACAGAUAAGAUGCCUCCUAGCUGCUCAUUUAGGAUGUCUCUCCAUUCAUAUUUGAGGUGAGCCAUCCUCAAGACCAAAGCAACAGAAAGCCUGUGGCCACCGAGGAAUCUAACAGGAAGAGUCACUCUGUUCUCUUCAUUCAUUCCAAAUCUUGUUCCCUGAAGACCUGGUCCUGGGGUGAAUUUUUCUGGGCUUCUCUGAAUAAUGGUUCAGGGGCCAAAAUAGAGCAAAUCUAAGCUCUACCCACCCUGUGCAUAAAGGGAGGAACAAAUAGCCAGGCUAAGACACAGAGUACAUCUUCUUGCCCCUUCCAAUUUCUAAGUCUGACUCAGGGCUUUAAAGAAAGUAGAAAUUGCUACCAAGGUUAGAAGGGUGUGAGAUGGUUGGAGUGCUCUCUUAUAAUCAAGCAGUAGCCAGUGGGUAGAACUGCUGGGAAACUAGAUUUAUCUACUGCAGGGCAUGGAAGGCAGUGGCUUUGGUCCAGAAACCUAGGAUUGCCUCCUUCUAGAAUCACCAAGGGGCACUAAGCCACAGGUUCAGGGUGUCAGACUUUUUCAUGACAAUUGCCUUAGUGCUCAUGAGGUCUCAGGGCAGGAGAACUGGUAAUAUAUGGUGAGCAGGCGGCAGGUAGGCAUCAAACAAAGAGCCUGGACAUCGGUUAGCAGGCUUGGCAAGGGACCUAUAUUUGUAGGAGCCUAGAAAGUGAAGUUGCUCAGUCGUGUCCGACUCUAACAACCCCAUGGAGCCCACCAGGCUCCUCCGUCCAUGGGAUUUUCCAGGCAAAAGUACUGGAGUGGGAUGCCAUUGCCUUCUCC
This is a messenger RNA of Bubalus bubalis (water buffalo), 6347 nucleotides long. RefSeq names its product dystrophin related protein 2 (gene DRP2). Bases 1185 to 4058 code for a protein of 957 amino acids. Gene Ontology annotation, biological process: synaptic signaling. The record is from RefSeq and is a predicted model, not a curated record. Gene Ontology annotation, cellular component: plasma membrane. Gene Ontology annotation, molecular function: zinc ion binding; protein binding. NCBI's taxonomy places the organism in Eukaryota, Metazoa, Chordata, Mammalia, Artiodactyla, Bovidae. The transcript has 23 exons.